Coffea arabica (coffee) is the source of this 1056-nucleotide messenger RNA. Its product is annotated as transcription factor bHLH18-like. Gene Ontology annotation, molecular function: protein dimerization activity. The record is from RefSeq and is a predicted model, not a curated record. NCBI's taxonomy places the organism in Eukaryota, Viridiplantae, Streptophyta, Magnoliopsida, Gentianales, Rubiaceae.
AUGGAUAAUUCAGCUACUUCAUGGUUCUCUGAUCUGGGAAUGGAGGAUCCAUUUCUGAGUGAUCAAUGCGACAUUAUGGACUUCUUUGAUGAAGACAUCUGUGCUGCACUUGGAAACGACUUUCAGGGUUCUCUGCCUUCAGAAAGCAACUCCCCCUCAUGCAUUUCCCACCUGAUUCCAAGAAGCAGUUCCACUACGGCUUUAUGUAAUGCAUCAUCUUCAGCUGUGGAAGUUCCUCAGCCAGCUGCCAACUUGUGUGCAUCUUCAGCCAUUGAAAUUCCUCCAGCUGAAGUUGAAAGACCAGCCAGACAGCUCAAGCGCAACCGCUCCAUUCCGGUAAUCCUCGCUUUUGGCAACCCUAGUCCUACAGAAACAGUGAAUCCUCGACAAGUUAGUCUAGGAGGCUUGAACCCUGAGGAUGAUGCGGUUUCUGAGGUUUUGACAUCCCGUGUUUCGUUUCCAAAUCUUGAGGAGGCUACUAAAAGUGCCCCGGCACCUAAGAAAGGUCGUACCAGGCCAGCAUCACAAACAUAUGACCAUAUUAUAGCUGAAAGAAAGCGAAGGGAGCAGCUCAGCCAACGAUUUGUGGCUCUUUCAGCCAUCGUUCCCGGCCUCAAGAAGAUGGAUAAAACCUCAGUCCUUGGAGAUGCCAUCACAUACUUAAAACAUCUCAAGGAAAGAGUCAAGACACUAGAGGAGCAAGCCACAAAGCAGAAAAUGCAAUCGGUGGUGCUUGUGAAGAAAUCCCAACUCGUAGUUGAAGACGAGGGAUCUUCGGAUGAGCAACGUCCACUACCUGAAAUUGAGGCUAAACUUUGUGAUAAGAAGGUUCUUCUAAGAGUCCAUUGUGAAAAUCAUAGAGGAGUGCUAGUUAAAGUGCUUUCUGAAAUUGAAAAGCUCAAUCUUGCUGUUUCUAACACGAGUGUGGCACCAUUUGGAAGUUUGGCUCUUGACAUUACAAUCAUUGCUGAGAUGGAUAAAGAAUUCAGCCUGACCAUGAAAGAAUUGGUUCAAGGUCUUCGAUCCGCUCUUCAGCGUGCAGCACGGGAUUCUUGA